Molecule: messenger RNA, 1368 nt
Organism: Pipistrellus nathusii (Nathusius's pipistrelle)
Lineage: Eukaryota; Metazoa; Chordata; Mammalia; Chiroptera; Vespertilionidae
Source: the annotation of a GenBank genome assembly
AUGGGAAGAACCUACAUUGUAGAAGAGACUAUUGGCCAGUAUCUCUCACACCUCAAUCUCCAAGGAAAGUCUUUGGUCUCAGGUCUUUUAAUAGGACAGUGUUCUUCACAGAAGGAUUAUGUGAUUCUUGCCACUAGAACACCACCAAAAGAGGAAAAAAAUGAGAAUCUCAAGCAUCCCAAAGAUCAUUUGGAAAACUUGGAUGAAGAAUGGGUCACAGAACAUGCUAACCAGGUAUCCAGAAUGCUACCUGGGGGACUUUUAGUUCUUGGAAUAUUUAUUAUUACAACAUUAGAAAUGGGAAAUGAUUUUCAAAAUACCCUGCGCAGACUAGUAUUUGCUGUGGAAAAAUCUAUGAAUAAAAAGAGACUGUGGAGUUUCACAGAAGAGGAAGUCUCAGAUCGAGUGACACUUCACAUUUGCUCUUCUACAAAAAAAAUACUUUGUCGAACUUAUGAUAUCCAUGAUCCAAAGAGUUCAGCAAAACCAGCAGAUUGGAAGUAUCAAAAUGGACUAUCAACUUCAUGGCUUUCUUUAGAGUGUACAGUUCAUAUUAAUAUUCACAUCCCACUGUCUACUACUUCUGUCAGCUAUACUCUGGAGAAAAAUACAAAGAAUGGACUUGCACGCUGGGCGAAGCAAAUAGAAAAUGGUGUUUAUUUGAUUAAUGGACAAGUUAAAGCUGAAGAGUGUGAUCUAUUAGAAGGACAGAAAAAACCUCGAGGAAAUGCUCAAGCAAGUAGUUGUUCUUUUGAUGUCAGAGUGUUAACGCAGUUGCUUCUGAAUUCAGACCACAGAUCCACAGCCACCGUCCAGAUCUGCAGUGGCUCUGUAAACCUUAAAGGCGCUGUGAAAUGCAGAGCUUACAUUCAUAGCAAUAAACCCAAGGUUAAGGAUGCUGUGCAGGCAGUGAAGAGAGAUAUAUUGAAUACAGUUGCUGAUCGUUGUGAAAUACUAUUUGAGGAUCUGCUUUUGAAUGAAAUUCCAGAAAAAAAAGUUAUGAAUUCUGAAAAAGAGUUUCACAUCCUUCCUCACCGAGUUUUUGUCCCCAUUCCUGGUUCCACGGUAAUGUUAUGUGAUUAUAAAUUUGGUGAUGAGUCAGCUGAAGAAAUCAGAGACCAUUUUAUAGAGAUGUUAGAUCAUAGGAUUCAAAUUGAAGAUUUGGAAAUUACAGAGGAAAUCAACACAGCUUUUCUGAGUUCCUCUAUAAAUUCUGAAGCGCCAUUGGACAAUAGAGAUGAUGAACAACCAAAAGAACCAAUGCAAACUACAAUAGUAUCGAAAAUUCAGCGAAACAUGGGUAUGAUUGCAGCAUUUGCAGUUGCACUCCUUGCUGUGGGUAUCUCCUUUCACUACUUCAGUGAUUAG